This is a messenger RNA of Leucoraja erinaceus (little skate), 5003 nucleotides long. It is a transcript of the gene ube2o, whose product is annotated as (E3-independent) E2 ubiquitin-conjugating enzyme UBE2O. Bases 654 to 4418 code for a protein of 1254 amino acids. The transcript is spliced from 17 exons. The record is from RefSeq and is a predicted model, not a curated record. Lineage: Eukaryota; Metazoa; Chordata; Chondrichthyes; Rajiformes; Rajidae.
GUGAUCGGCGCCGCGGCGAUGGAGGCGGACACAGAGCCGGGUGCUCCCGCUCACCUGGGCCCGACACCGGCACCGACACCGGCCUCCGCUCUGCCUCCCGCUCACCUGGGCCCGGCACCAGCACCGGUCUCCGCUCUGCCUCCCGCUCACCUGGGCCCGGCACCGACACCGGCACCGACACCGACACCGGCCUCCGCUCUGCCUCCCGCUCACCUGGGCCCGGCACCGACACCGGCCUCCGCUCUGCCUCCCGCUCACCUGGGCCCGGCACCGGCACCGCCACCGACACCGGCACCGGCCUCCGCUCUGCCUCCCGCUCACCUGGGCCCGGCACCGACACCGGCCUCCGCUCUGCCUCCCGCUCACCUGGGCCCGCCACCGGCACUGGCACCCGCACCCCGGGCCCGGCACCGGCUCCGGCCUCCGCACCCGCACCCCUGGGCCCGGCACCGGCACUGGCACUGGCCUCCGCACCCGCUCACCUGGGCCCGGCACCGACACCGGCACCGACACCGACACCGGCACUGGCCUCCGCACCCGCACCCCUGGGCCCGGCACCGACACCGGCCUCCGCUCUGCCUCCCGCUCACCUGGGCCCGCCACCGGCCCCUUCUCCCCUAGCCCCGGCACCUUCUCCCCUGGCCCCGGCAGUGAUGGAGGUGGACGCAAAGCAGGGCGCUCUCGCUUCCCUGGGCCCGUCCACAGCGCCCUCUCUCCCGGACGCUCCCGCUCCCCCAGAGGCCCCGGUGCCACCAUCAUCGGCCGCGUCCCCCGCGCAGUCCCCGGCCCUGGGCAGCCAGCGCCUCCUGUUUGUGGAUGACCUGGUGUCGGGCACCUACAAGGGGGCUCUGCGGCACGGCAUCGUGGGCCUGAUUCAUGGCGAGGUGAGCAGCGGCGAGAGCUCGGACACGGACGAGGAGGGAGGCGGCCGUGAGCGGCCUCUCAAGAAGGGCUACGUGCGGGUGCAGUGGUACCCGGAGGGCGGCAAGCAGGACGUGAAGGAAUUGAAGCUGAAACUAGAAGACCGCUCACUAAUGCCUCGUGACUUGGUGCGUCGUAUGGGCCCAAAUACUGAUAAUCAGUGUGGAACAGUGAUUGAUGUGAAUAUGGAAUGCACAUUGAAGAUUCUGGGAACAAAUUACAUUCUCCACCCUGUCAACAGCAGAGAUUUGCAGCAUAUUUGGCCAUUUGUCUAUGGCGACUAUAUAGCCUUUGAUUGCUGGCUUGGGAAGGUUGACAACAUCGUUGCCCAGUUGAUCCUAAAACUAUCAAAUGGAGCCAGGUGCUCAAUGACUACGAGUGAUGGCAGUAAGUUGGUUGAUCUUUGUCCCCAUGUCAGUGACUCGGGCCAGUUCUUUGAUGAAUCCUAUGGGUUUUAUCCAGGACAGAUGUUGUUUGGAGCAGCUAAAGUUUUCUCCAAUGUGCAAUGGUUGUCUGGUGUCCGACCAGUACUGAGCAAAAAGAGCAAGUUUAAAGCAGUUGUUGAAGAGGUACAGGUGGUGGAACUUCGAGUUUCUUGGAUCACAAAGAGCUUUUGUCUUGGGGGGAGUGAAAGUGUUUAUCCACCAUCUCCAGUUAUUACACAGGAUAAUUUGCCCAGGGUGAAACGCUUGAACUGUUAUGACCAUGCUCGCAUGGUCCUAGCAGAACGGGCAGUGUAUGUGCUCCCAGGAGAUCCUGAAUGUACUACUAUCUCUUCAGAAGGUCCAGAAGGAAAUUCCAUCAUUGCUGUGAAUUCUGUUGUCAGAAAGGUUAAAAGGCUCUUUGACAAAGAGAUGGUGAAGAAAGUUCUGAAUAAUGUGGACUUCCAGGAAGUGGAUCGUGUAGACAAGUUCACCGUUGCUUUGGGAGACGGCUCCGUCAUGGUUACCUCAUCUAUUUCGGGACUCAGUGGUUCCAAACCAAGAUUGGGUUGGGAGGGACCCACCCAGAUAGCCAUUGGAGUGAAAUCACAGUCAUUUAAUGGGGUUGUACAGAAGGAAUCACUUCUAAGCAAUGGUCCUGUCCCCACUAAUGGUAACUUGCAAAACCAGUUGGAAGAAAGAAUGAGAAGUGGGAACUGGAAAGAUAUUGGGCAGCCGGCAGUGAUUGUGGAAGAUGAUUCAUUGGGAUGGAAUCAGGCUACAAAGCUGCAGUUUACAGAACAGGAUGCAGAUGACGAAGGUGCUGAUGACACUGAUGAAACCAGCUCCAUUUCUUCUUCUGCAAGUUCAACUGCAUCAUCGCAAAGUGGUGGACAAGGUCGCAAAAAAAGUAUCCCACUUUCUAUAAAAAACCUGAAAAAGAAGCACAAGAAGAAAAAAAACAAACCUUCUAGAGAGUUCAAACCAGGUGACAGAAUUGCUGUUGAGAUUCUAAAAACCAGCACUAGUGUGGAUGUGAUGUGGCAAGAUGGAACUGUGGAGAAAAGCCUUCGAUCCAAUGACUUGCUGCCAGUCCAUCACGUGGAUAACAAUGAGUUCUGUCCUGGAGAUUUUGUGUUGGAUAAGCGUGCUCAAGAUUCCCAGGAAGUUGGUGUGUAUGGUGUUGUCCAAUCUGUUGAUCACAUUGGCCGGACGUGCUCCGUAAAAUGGUUCAGACCAAAGGCAAAUGGUAGUGAGAUUGAGGAGCUGGGCCAGGAGGAAGAUAUUAGUGUUUAUGACAUUGCUGACCAUCCAGAUUUCCACUUCCGCAUUACUGACAUUGUGAUCCGUAUUGGAAAUGUUGAAGAAGGCCGAGCUGCUCUGAAGGUUGAUGAGGAACCAUCUGUUGGUCAAGUAUCUCGAGUUGAUGUCAGUGGGAAGGUUGAAGUAGUCUGGGCAGAUAACUCCAAAUCUAGUAUACUACCUCAGCAUUUGUAUAAUGUCGAGUCUGACAUUGAAGAAUCGGACUUGGACUCUCUGGAUGGCACCUCCACUGGGGAAACAUCGGAUGAGUGGGAAGAUGAGAGUGACAGCUGGGAAACAGACGAUGGGAUGACUGAGGAUGAGAAUACAAAAGGCAGUGAGGCACUUGAAGUUGGAAUAGAGGUGGCAGCACAAUUGGACGAAAGCAAGAGCGAGAUGGACCAAGUGCAGGGAGCUGGUGCAGUUGCAAGUAGUUCAAAUUUGGAUAAAAUUACAAAGGAUGGUUCUCCCAAAGGCUUUCAUGAGAUAAAGGAAGCCAUCAAAAUUUUGGAAAGCUUAAAGAAUAUGACAGUAGAGCAAUUAUUGACUGGCUCUGCCACCUCCCCAACAAUGGAACCAGAAAAACAAACUAAGGAGAAGAAGUUUCGAGAUGAUAUCAAGAAGUUGCAAGAAACUCUUCAGAAGACGCUGGACAAUGUAGCCAUAGUGGAGGAAGAGAAGAUGGAAGCUGUUGUGGAAACUGAGAGCAAGGAAGAAAAGGUAGAUGUGCAAGUCCCCGUUAAGUCUGAGUGGUCCAGUGAUACACCUGUGCUUUGUCAGCAGAGCAGCAAGCCUGGAGUUACAUUCACCAGCGCAAAGGGUGAAGUCUUCUCUGUACUUGAAUCAGUACCAGAGAGCCAUGCAUUCAAAAAAAUGGAAUUCCAGCCAGCAGAUUCAAAGAGGUUCUUCAGCACUGUGAGAAAAGAGAUGGCAUUGCUUGCGACUGCACUUCCUGAUGGCAUUAUGGUCAAAACAUUUGAGGACAGAAUGGGAACAGAGAGGUGGACAACUAAAUCCAGCCUUCUCCAGGUGCUCAUAUCGAUUCAAGGACUGAUCCUGGUGAAUGAACCAUACUACAACGAGGCUGGCUUUGACAGUGAUCGUGGCCUUCAAGAGGGCUAUGAAAAUAGUCGCUGUUACAACGAGAUGGCUCUGAUAAAACUGGUGCAAUCUAUGACGCAGCUCAUUCAGAAACCUGUCGAAAUAUUUGAACAGGAAACAAAAGAGCAUUUUUAUACCAAUGGCUGGCGUCUUUUGAACAGAAUGGAAUCUUGGUUGGAAAUCAAUGAAAUGAUCCAAAGAAGCAGUGAAGUUAGUGCUGAAGAUGUGUCUGUUCAUAGCUGCCCAUCCGAUGUGGGGGAUCUCUCUCCAUCUGCUGCUUCACAGAUGCUUACAGAAUCUGUUCAGGUCAUCAAGGAGCCCAAUAUGGAGAAUUCUCAAGUUCAUGUUAGUGGUGUAGAGCAGAGGUUGUUGGCAGAAGCUGAUUCAGAGGAGAGUGUAUGUCUGGAGAUGGAUUCUACUGAUCAAUUGCAGGCUACAGCUGAGACUUCCCUAACACCAGAACAGAAGGCUUCGUCCCAAGCUAUUGUCAAGCCAAAAAGGCGGCGAAAGAGUUAUCGUAGCUUUCUCCCUGAGAAGCGAGGUUACCCUGACAUAGGUUUCCCUCUGUUUCCCCUCUCCAAAGGGUUUGUGAAAAGCAUCUGUGGCUGCCUACAGCGAUACAAGGUAACCUUAAUACAAUCUGGAAUUCCAGAGAGGAGAGAAGAAAGAUGAGCAUCUACACCACAGGUUUACAAACUUUUCUAGACUUUUGAUAAUUGUGUAAUAAAAGCAAAAGGAUAGUGAGCAAAUCAAGGCUGCUCGCAUUUUGUAUCUGGAGUGGAGUAGAAUGAAUGUGCGUUACUUCAGGGAGCAAAGCCCGAGCGAGCCUGAGCAUUUUAAUGCAUGAUACACUUGGUAAAUUGCAUCCCUGCUGCAAAAUGGCUGCACAAAGAGACCAUAAGAUGUAAAAAACUGAUAAAUGUUUCUCCCAAUAACAUUAAAGUGGAGUUUAUAGCUUGAUGUAUACAGUAUUUAAUCCAGAUGUAAAUGUCUACACAUGUGGACUUGUAUUAAGUUCAGAAUGCUUGAUUGCUUCCUAUUUAUGUAGAAAUUGUGAGAGUGCGUGCUUUAUUUUUAAAAAUUUAUUUUUGGUUGCCUUACACUAGUGUAAAAUAAGACUUUACAAUUAAAUUGGCCUUAAGAUGUCACCGAAUAUGGGUUUCCACAUUUAUUUUCUCACUGUACCGAUUGUUGCAACAUUGGCGUAACGUGAUGAAUAAAGAAAUCACUUGCAUGAUGCAACAUUUAGACAAGCAA